UAAAACCUAACACUGAUUUAUUGGUCAGGGAAGGAAUAGCUUCUAGGAGUAUAGCGAAAUUGAUUGUAAAGGAGCCUAGAACUAUAAUGCAAAAGGUUGAUAGAAUGAUUCAAGUAGUGAAAAUGGUUAAAGAAUUGGGCAUUGAACCAAAGUCUGGUAUGUUUGUUCGUGCACUUAAAAUAAGGUGUUCAAUGAGUGAUUCAAAUUGGAAGAAGAAAAUAAAUGUUAUGAAGAGUUUAGGAUGGUCUGAGAAGGAGAUUUUUACAGCAUUUAAGAAAGAACCAAAAUACUGGUUGUUCGGAGGAGAAACUGAGGGAUGUUGCAGAUUUCUGUUUCAACACUGCAAAGUUGGAUCCAGAAACUGUAAUUUCUUACCCUACGUUAUUCAUGAGUGCACUGGACAAACUCCGACCGAGGUACAAAGUUCUUGAGGUUUUGAAGGUGAAAAGUCUUCUUAAGAACAUUAAGAUCCCUCGGAUGCUUGUAGGAGGGGAGAGAGAAUUUGUGGAGAAAUAUGUUGUUAAACAUUUGAAUGAGAUCCCAAAUAUGAUGGACAUAUACCGGGGCAAUGUCACAACCGGAACCAAAUCUGUUCUAUAGGAUUGGAAAGUUGUAAGUUAAUAAUCUUCUUAUAGUUUAAAUUUCAGCAUCCGGAUCUUCAAAUGGGAGAGCAUUUUUGUUAUUAUUAAUAAGCCUACUGUUUGAAAGAACACCGCCUCCUUAAGAUUUUCAUAUGGGGAUCUCUCUUUUUCAAGUGGGAGAGUUCUAUUGUUAUUCCUUCCAAUUUAAGGCUGUUGGCUAAAUCUAUUGCUGUAUAUUUCUUAAUGUUGCUAAGUAUGUAUAGCCUAAUUCUGGUUCCGAUGACCUUGGAAUGAGAGGCAUUUUGUUUUUCCCUUCCUAGUCUUUCGGACAUGUAGGACUAGUAUUGUAUUUAAAUGACCAAAAGAAAUGGCAAGCAUUUUUCACUAUGGCUAUUGAGAAGUUGCUCUUGCACAUUGUCGUCUUCUACAUCGUGAAUCAAGUUUUGUGUUGGGCACAUACGCCAGCCAAAACAGACAUUAUAUAUUCUCUUGGAUUGUGGAUGAGUUGUGCUUACUCCAUUCCAUCAUUUUGAAGCAGAAGCAUGAAAUGGUCGCAAGCAAGACAUAGUACUCAUUUUCAUCAACUCAAACAGUUUGUUGGUGGCUCUCUCUCAAUUCAAUGUUUUUCUAAAUUUUACAAUCACCCAGCGUCGAACCAUAUACAUAAUCCCUAGACCAAUAGGCCUAUUUUCAAUAAAAUUCCAGGCCUCUUUGAUCUUACCAGCUCGACCGAGAAGGUGGACCAUAACACUCUAGUUAUCCAUUGAAACCUCCAAUCAAUAGUCUUCUUUAAAAAAACAAAGCUCUUGAAUAGAAUCUCUAUUAGAAAACUGGUUACUUUUAAAACAGACAAAUCAAAGUACAAAAUUAGAUGUAUCUGUUGAUUAAGUGGUCUAGUUUCAACUCUUAAACCGUAUUAUAAAACACUUUUGAUCUUUAGACUUUCAUAGAAGUAACAAAUUAGUUGGUAAAUUUUAAUUUCAAUGAUUUAGGACAUGUUUGGAUUGACUAUAACAAUAUGCCUAUUUUUUUUUUCAAAAUGAUUUAUUUCAAAUCCACCCUUAUUCUACAUAUGUUUCUUAUAUCGUAGACAGUUAAUUAAUUACUAGAUUAAUUAUUGGAUAGUUGUUCACGAGGCAGAACCCUUGUUGCCUGAUUGGAACUUCCUCCAUAUUGCUAUCAAUGUCUUCAUGUCGCAUGACUUCUUAACAUUACACCAUCGAAUCCUUAAUCCUUUGCUUGUUGUGUAGUGACACACUGACAAUACCAAUAUCCACUAAUUGUAGUUUCCAGAUACGGUUGUUGGUUGACAUCUCUUCUAAUUCGUCGAUACGAGAAGCAAAUUGUUGUGUGAAGGAAUCAAUAUCUCGACAUAAGCGAAGAGGCAGAUCUUGUACCAUUCCACUAGUCGUAAGAAAUUGGCAUGCAUUUUGGCUUCCAAGACUCUUUCAUAGAAUUCGAAUAAUUUCUCCAGCACCUAAAAAGCCCAUAGGAAUGUAGUUGAUGCUCCCACAUUCAUAGCAUGAGUAGUUAAAGCAAGUGAAUGAUUUGAAAUUCGAGUGAUUUUACAUAAUAAGACUCGUAUUUAUUGAGUUCAUAGUGGUAUCUCCCAUUUCAAAAGUCUCUCAACAGCGGAAGAAUGAGCGUACUCUUGGGUCAUCGUAGAAACAUAGAUAGGAUCGACGACUGAACCAAGAACUCACUUUUCUACAGCUUUUUCUUGCACAUGUUUACUUGCAUCACAUACACAAAGUGCACGAACGAUAGAAAGUGAAUUACGAUAAAGUUUGAAAUACAUAAAAUAAAAUAAAUUGUUAACUGAAUUUGAAAGGCUAAAUUGUAAUUCUUAACUAUUGUCCUUAGCCUAAAUGUGUAGAAGUUGAAGAUUUAUUAAAGCUCCAUCUUGAGUGGAUAUAAAAAUAAUUUCAAAAUUGGUUUUGCGAGCGAGCGAGGGAGGGAGGGAGGGAGGGAAUCAUCUUUCUCCUAAGAAUUAAUUAGCGCGAGAGUUUCUGAAGAACAAGGAGAAGAGCAGCUAAAAGGAAAGAAGACACGAGGAAAUGUCCGUGUUACAUGGCGUCGGAUUAGGGUUAGCUUUUACGAAUCCCAAUUCCACUUGCAAUUUCCAUUCUAAUACAAGAUUUUUCCCACAAUCCCUCGCUUCAGUCCCUGAAUUUCAUCCAAUUUCGCUUCGUUCUCGUGCAUUGCUUUCUGAAAAUGGCGAUGAUUCUAAGUUUGACGCUAUGAGUAUUUCUACACCGACUACAACUGAUCCUAAGAAGAGCUCUGGAACCUCUGCUAGAAGUCGUCGAUUGCUUAAGCUUCGUGAAGAGAAACGCAAACGAGAACAUGAUCGUCUCCACAAUUAUCCUGCUUGGGCGAAGGUGUUGGAAGACGCCUGCAAAAACGAUGCGGAAUUACGUGCUGUUCUUGGCGAUAGCAUUGGCAAUCCAGAGGAGAUGAGGAAAAAGGUUGAAGAUAGAGUACGGAGGAAGGGUAGAGAUUUCCAAAAGUCUAAAACGGGUUCCAUCCUUGCCUUCAAAGUCAGCUUUAGAGACUUUAAUCCUCUUGAUUCCUACAUAUGGUUUGAGCUGAUUGGAUCACCAACUGAUCGAGAUGUUGAUCUUAUUGGCAGUAUUAUCCAGUCAUGGUAUGUCAUGGGUCGAUUGGGGGCCUUUAACUCUUCAAAUUUGCAGCUGGCGAAUUCAUCCAUGGAGUACAAUCCUGUCUACGAUGCGGAUAAGGGGUUUAAAGUGAUGCAGUCAUCAUUUCAUGAUAUCAGUGAUGUUGAGUUUCAGGACAACUGGGGCCGGGUUUGGGUCGACCUUGGUACGUCUGAUUAUUUUGCCAUCGAUGUACUAUUGAACUGCUUGACUGUUCUAAGCUCAGAAUAUUUAGGCAUCCAACAAGUUGUGUUUGGCGGACGUCGAAUGGGCGACUGGGAAGAAGGGAUGACAAGUCCUGAGUAUGGGUACAAGUCUUUCAAAAUCUAACUUUUACUUUUAAAAUCCUGUGUAUAUAUAAUGCCUAAAUCUUCAUCGUUUAAGUUUCUGCUAUAAUAUUAGGAAUUUUUUAGGAAGAUUCGAACUUAUAGAUAGAUCUUCUAACUGCUAACACAUUUUUAUGUCAGUUGACAGGUAUAUUUGCUUGCUUUAGCAAUGAUAGGAAGCUUGUAGGCUUUAUUUCAA
Molecule: messenger RNA, 3766 nt
Organism: Cucumis melo (muskmelon)
Lineage: Eukaryota; Viridiplantae; Streptophyta; Magnoliopsida; Cucurbitales; Cucurbitaceae
Exons: 8
Coding region: 2639-3571 (310 amino acids)
Source: RefSeq, a predicted model, not a curated record